AUUGAAUUGGGUUUUAAUCAUCAUGUAGUCAAGAUCAUAUCUUUGAUUUUGAAUUUCUUGGAUAAUUUGUUUAUGUUUUGCAUUUAUUGAAUGUUGAUUGUUAAUGGGUAUGCAUCCUUUUUACUUUUCCCUUUACUUUGAAUUGAGUUUUGAUCAAUUUACCCCAAAAAAGGGAAGGUAGAUUGUAAUCUAGAUCAUAUCUUUGAUUUUGAAUUUCUUUGCUGAUUCAUUCAUGUUUUGCAUUUUGUGAAUGAUAAUCGAAAAUGGGUAUGCAUCCUUUUGUAAAUUUUUAAUUAUUUAUGGUAAUCACAAGGAUUUCUUCUUAGUUGGGUUGGGUAAACUUCAUCAAGGUUAGAUUUUUACCCUUCUUUUCAUUAAUUUUAUCAUUCCCUUGUGCUUGAAUUGAGUUUUGAUCAAUUCUCCCAAAAAAAUUAAGGGAAAGUUUGGAUUUAAUAGCUAAAAUUAUAUCUUUGUUUUUUAAUUUCUUUGCUGAUUAUCCAUUUUUGCUUUUUAUUUUUUUUGAAUAUUGAUUGAAAAUGGGUGUGCAUCAUUUUUGUAAAUUAUCAUGGUAAUCACAAAGAUUUUUUUCUUUUGAUUGGAAGAUGGGUAUUUUUCUAUUUUUGAUUUUAUGCACUAUUGUAUCAAAAAUGAUUUCAUGCCUUAUUUGGGUGGAUUUUUUUCAUUUCAAUUGAAGAUAUGCAUAUAAUGAUUCCAUUUUGAGGGCAGAAAUCAGGACUAGUUGUUUUGAGAUUUUACUGGGGUGAUAAUUGAUAUGAUUGGUUGAUUCUCUAAAGAAAAUGGGAGUUAUCUUUAUUUGAUUACUUUCCCUUUAAGAAAAAAUUUUCUUCCUUACUUUUUAAUUGUCAAUGCUAUUUUCCUUGCAAAAUUGUUUUUGAUGAACUGGUUUCUCUUGUUCAGUGUCACCUGAUUCGUUAAUUGUCUCGCGAAUCGUGAAUUGAAAAAAAUGAAUUAUGGUUGGUUUUAGGCUUUUUUGAACUAUUUUGAGCGAAUGACGAAUUCAAAAGGCGAACUAACUAGCGAAUUAUGUUUCACUGCUCUUGUUGUAGGUAAUUGUUGUAUGUAAUUCUUAAAACUUUUGGUAGUAUACUGGAUUAUCAAAUAGUUGUAUUGAAAGUCAUCCACAAUGGCUGAUGACAAUGAUGCAUCACCCGAAGAUUUGGAUCUGGAUGGCGAAGAUAUAAUGAUGAACGUUGAACCCCCAGCCGAAGAAGAUAGAAAAAACAGCUUUGACCAGAGGAAUACGGAUUUUGGCAUUGUUGACGAGGGAGAAGCAGAUAUAGCAAAUAAUGACGACAAGGGCUCCGUACCUGAAAAUUUGGAGCUCGAAAGUGUUGGCGAGAGGAAUAUGGAAUGUGGCAUUCUCGAAGAGGGUAAAAAAGACAAAUCGGUCGAGGGAUCUACUGAGGACGUUGUAAAGAAUUCUUUAACAGAAGAAGCUGAUCCGGCUACUGGUCGAAGAAUGAAUUCUGCUUUGGUUAUUGUUGGUUCAAAUCAUAAGUUCAAUGUUCGUUCUCGUUAUCUUGGUGAUUCCUUUGCUUCGUGUCAUGAUUUCUGCAAAUAUGGGCAUAAACACGAACCUGAGAAGCAAACGAAAAGACUGACAUUGAGAACAAUUAGAGAAUCCCAGCCCUUGAAAAAGACGACUAGCGAUGACUUGGAAGCAUGUGUACUAAAGAAAGUGAUCAGGGAGAAAGAUUUACACCGGCGCCUAUCUCUUCCAGGUCCCAUACCCGAAAAUUCUCCUAUAAUGCGUAUGGAAGGCGGUAGUUUUUCUAAGAAAGAUGUAAAUCUGCCUAAGCUGAAGCGGGUGCAGAGUGAAAUAAAGACAUCUUCGGUUCAGAGUCCUGGGUCUUCGAGCAGAAGUAAGACUGACACGGGUGCUGUCACGAGAACAAUGAGUCAAAAUUUGCGGAAAAGUCCAACCCGAAAAACCCGAGAAGUCAAGACAUGGAAGGUUGUAGGCAGUCGUAGCGUGGGUGAAAAGGAGGUCAAAGAAAAUGGCUUAAUGGGUAGCUCUCCGAAUACUUCAGCUGGUUUUAGCAAGAGUGUAAAGGAGAUUAAAGCAAAGGAGCCGAUGCGAAAUUCUCCAAAGACAUCGGUUGGUUUUAGCAAGAGCGUAAAGGUGAUAAAAGCGAAGGAGCCGAUGAGUAACUCUCCGAAGACACCCUUGAAGAAAUCCUCAAGCUUCAAAGCACGACUUUACAAAAAUCGUAGGAGUUCUUCUUUGUCAAAAGUAGAAGGACUAGAUAGUUUUGAGAAAACUUUGUCUACAAUUGAACCGAUGGCCAACGUCAAACCAGAAACGAAUCCUGAUGAAAAUUUGCAGAAUUCUCCUCUGGCAGCUCGAACCAGAAAAACCCAAGAAUCUAAAAGUACCCGGAAAGGAAUUGGUGCAAGUCUGUUGUCGUUUUCAUCACAAGAGUCUUCUCAACAACAGGGGGAAAAGAAUGGUUUACAGGCAGGAAAGAAUAAACUUCGUAGCAAUAAAACCGAAGACAUUGGAUCCAAAACUAAUACACCUAGAGCAAAAUCAAGUGUGGCUCACAGAUUGACACAAGAUGGUCGGUCGAAACCCAACACUCAACGAGAAAAACCAACUGUUGACCCAAAAUUGAAGCCAAAAAAGAAGGAGAAAACUCAUUCCGAGGAGAAAGAUGCCUCGUCUUGGAAGGUGAAAUUCAAGAGAGGUACCGUGGUUGCUCUUCAGGUGGCGAACAAUGCUCCAAAGAAGCUCCGAUUCAAGAGGGGGAAAAUUUUGGGCGAGGAACAGAAUUCCAAGGCUGAUGUUAAGCAAUUGAACAAUGAGUAUGAUAAGAGUACUGAAUCAAACGAUAAGCUUGGACCGGAGAAAGUUCGUUUGAGACAUCAAGAAGCUUCGGGGAAAAAAGACGAUGUAGAUCUUAACAAUGUCAUCGAAGAGACAGCAAGCAAACUUGUGAAGACGAGAAAAAGUAAGGUUAAAGCUUUGGUGGGUGCUUUUGAAACUGUAAUGUCGCUUCAUGAUCGCAAACGCCCGGUUGAAAUUAGUGAGUCAUGACUUGCAAAGAAGUUUUGAAAUAGUGUGACAUGGUGUGAUGAUAUCCAAAAAUCGUGUUUUACUUUCUUUUUUUCACCCCUUCAUAUAUAUGUUGAUGUAUUUAUUUGUUUUUUAUGCAAUAUUCCUGUAAUGGGUGAGAAAAUUGGAGCAAGUUUCUUGAUUUAUACAAGUGCCUCAUUUCAGUGUC
This is a messenger RNA of Amaranthus tricolor (Joseph's coat), 3245 nucleotides long. RefSeq lists its product as uncharacterized. Gene Ontology annotation, molecular function: calmodulin binding. The record is from RefSeq and is a predicted model, not a curated record. NCBI's taxonomy places the organism in Eukaryota, Viridiplantae, Streptophyta, Magnoliopsida, Caryophyllales, Amaranthaceae. The transcript is spliced from 2 exons. The coding region runs from base 1145 to 3058 and encodes 637 amino acids.